GAAAUGUCUUACCAAAUAUGCUUGCUCCCCCAGGUGUCCAGAAGUGGCCCUCAAAGUCUUGGAUUUUUUCACUUCGGGUUUAUUUUGUGAUGGAGACAGUGUUGAAGUCUCCCUGUGAUGAACAGCACCCUCAUCAGGCUGAAGACUUUCAUGCGAAGCCCGAGCAGAACAGCAAGCUUUCAGCAGGAAUAAAAAAAGAUAUUGAAAGACUUUAUGAAGCAGUGCCACAGCUUGUAAAUGUGUUCAAAAUUAAGGAGAAAAUUGGAGAAGGUACUUUUAGUUCUGUUUACUUGGCUACAGCACAACUACAAACAGGAUAUGAGGAAAAAAUGGCUCUGAAACACUUGAUUCCAACAAGCCACCCUCUGCGAAUUGCUGCUGAACUUCAGUGCCUCACAGUAGCAGGGGGACAAGAUAAUGUCAUGGGAGUUAAAUACUGCUUUAGGAAAAAUGAUCAUGUGGUUAUUGUUAUGCCAUAUCUGGAACACGAAUCUUUCUUGGACAUUCUGAAUUCUCUUUCUUUUGAAGAAGUGAGGGAGUACAUGUUUAAUCUGUUUAAAGCACUGAGGCGCAUUCAUCACUUCGGUAUUGUUCACCGUGACGUCAAGCCCAGUAACUUCCUCUACAACAGGCAUCUAAAAGAGUAUGCCUUGGUAGAUUUUGGCUUGGCACAAGGAACCCCUGAUACAAAAAUUGAACUUCUCAAAACUGCCCACUCUGAAGACCAGCAGGGAAGUUGCUUGCAAAAUAAUCCCACCAUACCCUUGGGAAAUGGGGUUUCUGUCAAUGUCACAGUACCUAAACAGAUAGAUCAACAGUCAGCCUCAAAACCAGCUGAUAAAAAGUUCGUCUCACAUUCAAAAAUACAGAUUAAAGAAGGAAGAGAAGGAAAGGAGGGUUCUGUGCACCAUUCUGUCCAGCGCUCUGUCUUUGGAGAGAGGAAUUUCAAUGUAUAUAGUUCCACGUACCAGCAGAACUCAAGUACAAAAGUCAUAAAACAUUCCAAGAUGAUAGAUGUUUCAUCUAGGAAAUUAGUAACAAAGAAGAAAAUUAUUUCUACUAAAACACUGAGUAAUGGGGCAGCCAGGAGAGCUGCCAGUGGUUGUCCUUCAAACAUGAUCUGUGACUGUUAUGCAACAGAUAAAGUUUGCAGCAUUUGCCUUUCAAGGUGUCAGCAAGUUGCUCCCAGGGCAGGAACACCUGGAUUCAGAGCACCGGAAGUAUUAACAAAGUGCCCUACUCAGACCACAGCAAUUGACAUGUGGUCUGCAGGAAUCAUAUUCCUUUCUCUGCUCAGUGGACGGUAUCCAUUUUACAAAGCCAGUGAUGAUUUAACUGCUUUGGCACAAAUAAUGACAGUUCGUGGAUCCAGAGAAACCAUUCAGGCUGCUAAAACUUUUGGUAAAUCAGUUCUGUGUACCCAAGUUGUUGCAGCACAAAACUUAAGAACUCUCUGCGAGAAGUUGAGAGGAACAAAUAGCAGCUGUAAGAGAUCCCAGGGUGAAGUGCCCAGCAAGCCUCUUAGUGACUCAACUUUGCCGGUUGCAGUAGACAAAUUGUGUGCUCCUGAGACACUUGGAAAACAAAUCCAACAAUUAAAGAGUGUUCAGGAAGGUGAUGAUGGUUUGGAAAUGAAAGCAACAGACAUGAAAGGAUGGGAUCAGGUUCCUGAUGAAGCAUAUGACCUACUUGAUAAGCUACUAGACUUAAAUCCUGCAACAAGAAUAACUGCAAAAGAGGCUUUGCGGCAUCCUUUUUUUAAAGACAUGAGACCCUGAGAAGAUUCCAUUUUCUGUUACUGCUUUCAUAUGUUUUAUGUGGAAAUGAGGUAGUUUUACCUUGUUGCCCUCAACAUUUACACUCACUGAAAUACCAUCACAUUGUGCACAGAACUACUGAAAUUUUGUCUUUUACAGUUGGACUGCAAAUGUCAGUUUAAGACAUACUUGCAGAUGUAAACAUCUCUAACAUGGUCUUUUCCUAAGACACUUCUGAGGGGUUAUUGCUGUGCAUACCUGUUCUCUGAGAAAGUUAACUUUGAUUAAAAACCGCAAAGAAAAAUAGCUUCACAAGGACUGUGCUUAAUUCUCAAGACACUCCCUUAAAACUUACAAAUUUGCCUUUAGCCAUGACUGAAAUAAGAAAGUG
Dryobates pubescens (Downy woodpecker) is the source of this 2148-nucleotide messenger RNA. It is a transcript of the gene CDC7, whose product is annotated as cell division cycle 7. Gene Ontology annotation, molecular function: protein serine/threonine kinase activity; ATP binding. Bases 18 to 1778 code for a protein of 586 amino acids. Gene Ontology annotation, biological process: protein phosphorylation; mitotic DNA damage checkpoint signaling. The transcript is spliced from 11 exons. NCBI's taxonomy places the organism in Eukaryota, Metazoa, Chordata, Aves, Piciformes, Picidae. Gene Ontology annotation, cellular component: nucleus. The record is from RefSeq and is a predicted model, not a curated record.